GGCAGCGAUGGCAGGUGAGAGAGCAGGCCGAGAAUGAACGCCACAUUUUAGACUCUCGGGCUUUUUUUUCAUGAACGGUGUGACUUAUUUCUGCAGAAAAAGGAGAAUUUGAGAAACCCAAGAAGAAAUCCGCCUCCAUCUUUGGUUACCCCAUAAGCAUCUUCUUCAUUGUGGUCAAUGAGUUCUGCGAGCGUUUCUCUUACUAUGGCAUGCGAGCCGUGCUGGUUCUGUACUUCAAGUACUUCCUGGGAUGGGACGACGACUUCGCCACCACCAUCUACCACACCUUCGCCGCCCUCUGCUACCUGACGCCCAUCCUGGGAGCCAUCGUGGCCGACUCGUGGCUCGGCAAGUUCAAGACCAUCAUCUACCUGUCCAUCGUCUACGCGGCGGGACAGGUGAUCCUGGCGGUGAGCGCCAUCCACGACAUCACGGACACGGACAGGGACGGCACGCCGGACAACAUGACCUUCCACAUAUCUCUGUCCAUGGUGGGUUUGCUGCUCAUCGCUUUGGGAACGGGAGGCAUCAAACCCUGCGUGGCUGCUUUUGGUGGAGACCAGUUUCAGGACCAUCAGGAGAAGCAGAGGGGAACCUUCUUCUCCAUCUUCUACCUGUCCAUCAACGCCGGCAGCCUGCUGUCCACCAUCAUCACCCCUGUGCUCAGAGCUCAGGAGUGUGGCAUCCACAAACAGAGGGAGUGUUACCCGCUGGCCUUUGGGGUCCCCGCCGCUCUCAUGGUGGUCGCUCUGAUCGUCUUCAUCGUCGGAAGUGGGAUGUACACUAAAACCGCCCCUCAGGGCAACAUCAUGGUGAAGUUCUGCAGAUGCGUCGGGUUUGCCAUCAAGAACCGCUUCAGGCAUCGCAGCUCCGCCUACCCCAAGAGGGAGCACUGGAUGGACUGGGCUGAGGAGAAAUACGAUAAACUCCUGAUUGCUCAGGUGAAGAUGGUGCUGAAGGUGCUGUUCCUCUACAUCCCUCUGCCCAUGUUCUGGGCUCUGUUCGACCAGCAGGGCUCCAGAUGGACCCUCCAGGCCACGACCAUGAACGGAGACUUUGGGCUUCUGACAAUCCAGCCCGAUCAGAUGCAGACCAUCAACCCCAUCCUGAUCCUGGUUCUGGUGCCCAUCAUGGACAGUCUCAUCUACCCUCUGAUCGCCAAGUGCAACUUAAACUUCACUGCACUGAAGAGGAUGACCGUGGGCAUGUUCCUCGCCGCCCUGGCGUUCGUCUGCGCCGGCCUGAUCCAGCUGCAGAUCGAUGAAACGCUGCCGAAGUUCCCCUCCGGCGCCGAGGCCCAGGUGAAGUUCAUCAACAUGAUCGAGGGAGAGGCGAUCAGCGUCAACGCCGGCGGCCACGUGUACGAGCUGAAACCCUUCGACGCCUCCGCCGACUACCUGACCUUCGCCGAACCCUUCAACCUGUCUGUGGGCGGCGGCGCUCCUUACCUCCAGGAUUUACCCGACGCCAGCAGGAACACCAUCAUCUUCCGGAAGGACGGCGGAAACCCGCGGCCUCAGAGGUUCUCAGACAUCACAGCAAAGCCUGAGAAAGGGGCGAAUUCCAUCAGGUUCCUGAAUGGCUGGACGUCAAAGCUGAAUGUGACGGUGGGGGAGUCCAGCUUCGGGGACAUCGUCGCCAACAACAUGUCUGUCUACGUUAGCGUAGGUCAAGGAGAACCUCAGUUUAAGAUCAUGGAUGCGUCCGGAAACGAGUGCGUUUUCACUCAAAGCCUGGGCUUCGGCAGCUCCUACACCAACGUCAUCCCGCCCACCUUCGCCUUUGGAGAAAAUUGUGCAGCGAGCAUCCGCCCCAUCAUGGACAUCAGUCCCAACUCCGUCCACAUGGCGCUGCAGAUCCCGCAGUACUUCCUCAUGACCGCAGGGGAGGUGGUCUUCUCCGUCACCGGCCUGGAGUUCGCCUACUCACAGGCGCCCAGCAACAUGAAGUCGGUGCUGCAGGCUGGUUGGCUGCUCACCGUCGCCUUCGGCAACAUCAUCGUGCUGAUCGUGGCCGAGGCCGCCACGCUGGAGGAACAGUGGGCCGAGUACAUCCUGUUCGCCUCCCUGCUGGUGGUGGUGUGCGUCAUCUUCUCCGUCAUGGCCUACUUCUACACCUACAUUGACCCGAUGAAGAUCGAGGCCCAGUUUGCGCACCCCGACUCCGACGAGCUGAAGAGGAAGGGGAGUUUCGACAAGAACAAAGUCCACGAUCCUCACGGGAAGCAGAGAAAGGACUCGGACUCCAGCCGGGAAGGAGACAGAGCCGCCGAAACUAAGAUGUAAAGCUUGUACAGUUGUUGUUAUUUUGCGUUGAAAUUCAGUGCAUCCGGCUGCACGCGCAGUGGUUCGAGCAGGCGUUAGCCCCUCUGGAGCGGCUCCUUGUUUAAGCUUCUAUUUUGCCUAAA
Messenger RNA from Salarias fasciatus (jewelled blenny), 2407 nucleotides. RefSeq names its product solute carrier family 15 member 1-like. Gene Ontology annotation, biological process: transmembrane transport; oligopeptide transport. Gene Ontology annotation, cellular component: membrane. The record is from RefSeq and is a predicted model, not a curated record. The coding region runs from base 210 to 2285 and encodes 691 amino acids. The transcript has 22 exons. NCBI's taxonomy places the organism in Eukaryota, Metazoa, Chordata, Actinopteri, Blenniiformes, Blenniidae. Gene Ontology annotation, molecular function: transmembrane transporter activity.